Messenger RNA from Cuculus canorus (common cuckoo), 4130 nucleotides. RefSeq lists its product as uncharacterized. Lineage: Eukaryota; Metazoa; Chordata; Aves; Cuculiformes; Cuculidae. The transcript has 5 exons. The record is from RefSeq and is a predicted model, not a curated record. The coding region runs from base 1040 to 1951 and encodes 303 amino acids.
ACUUCCUGAUGACUUCAUCACCACUGACACUGCAGUUACCAUUACAGACACCCAUUACCGUGGCUUAAAGAACUCGCAGUUGGCUUUUGCAGCUUCCAGUGGGCUGUCCCAGUCCUUCCCAUGCUGCCUGAUGGGCACAGGGAUGCUUGCCGGAGGUUUUGUGGCUGGACAGGGUAGCAAGUGUGUGCAGGGUGAGAUGCUUGGGGCUCACAGCCUCUUGGGGUUGUGUUUGGUCAGUGAAAAUGCUGAAACAAUGUCUGUUUAACUGCCAAACGGUUCCCUGUCAGUACCAGUGAGAGGCUUCAGCCAGGGGCUGGUUGCCAAUUGUUGGCCUGAAGGAGGUUCAAGAAAGAGGUACGAGGUGUGCUGGGGUGGUUGGAGUUUUCUGGCAGUUUAGGGUGGGGUGGGGAGCACCUGAUGUGUUGGGAGAUUUCCACUUCCCUGUAUCCCCAGGUGUAUUAGGAAUGCUCCUAGGGCUGGCUGCUUUGAAGCAUUUUGUGGAGGUCUUGCUAUCAAAAAUGCCAGUAAACAAAACUCUCUUAUACUUGUUUUGGAGCUUUAGAAAGCAACACCCUUUAUUAGGCCUUGGCAACACGAGGCGUUAUCUCCAUCAAUCGUAGGCAGCGAGACGAGCUGGGAUAGAAUAGAUUUCCCACUUAUGUGCAUAUGUAUAAUUUUUCCCAGAAAUCUUAUGCAUAUUUUAUUACUUUCCAAGGUCUAAUUUUAAUGUUAUGAAACUUCACAACAGUCAAACCCCUUGCUAAUUUGGAGCUGGCUCCAGCUCUCUGCUUGACCUUGGAUUUGACACGGGAAGCUCCAAACAGAGCUGAUUAGAGAAGGAGAGACAUCUGUUCAGCACAAGGUGUUACCUGCAAAGAGUGAAGUGUCUGGAAAACACCUUUUUAAAGAACACACGGUCUGGGAGGGACAUUCUGCCUAACUUUCAAAAAGCGCAACUGUUUGGAUGAAACCGAACUGUACUUUAUCUUAAAUCAAAAUAUUCCACUUUUUGUAAUAGUAACUACUUGUAUCAAGUUUCAUGCUGGGCAGAGCUCAGCCUCUUCAAAGCUGCCCCCUGGCCCUGGAGUUGGCAGGGGGGAGAGGGAAGGCAGCCGGUGCCUGUGGCCCUGCAGCAGGGGCUGUGCACUGGGGCAAACCCCUGCACCAAACCAAGCACUCAGGGAAGUGUUGGUCUGCAUGCAGCCCCCGCCAGUGGCCAAGAGCAUCUGCCAUGUCAGCCCAGGAGUUGGAAGAAGAGCUUUGCAGCAGCCAUGAGCCUGGACAAGUCUUAGCCGAGCUGUCUGCAGCCCUGGAGAACGCGGACAUCAAAAGUUUAGAGUGGUCACAGGAUGGGCGAGAUGUCGUUGUUGACAUUGAACUUUAUGACGAGGAGAUGAGGAAGAACAAAGAGCUCUUCCCAGAGCUGGCAGAUCUUGGCUCUGCGGCGGCACUGCAGGUCUGGCUGCAAGGCUAUGGCUUCAAAGUCACGGGAACAAAGGUCAAAUUGCAGCACCUCGAUUUCCAAAGGCCACAUCCCACUGCUGAGCAGCCAAGUGCCCUCAGAGGCAAUGCUGACACCUCUGACACACAGCAGAAGAAAAAGAAGAGAAAGAUACCUGCAAGGUGCCGGCGCCCCCAGGAAGAGUCCAUGGCCAAGAAAAUGCUGCGACAAUAUCCACGCUUGCGACCCUUGUACGAGUACAGGAACUUCGACAUGCCGGAGCUCAUGCACCCAUCAGCAGAAGAGCAAGUCCCAGAGGUGGCACAGCCAAACGAGGUCCCUGCAGGCCCUGAGAUAGCAACCACUCCACAGCCGCAGGGUACCCAGACCAGCAGCGCUCUGGAGAUCUUAGACUCAGCGGCAAGUAACACACUCGUGCCAAUCGAUAUUGAUGAGAUGAUGAGAUGUGCAGCUCACCAGAUGCCAGCAUUCUUUCCCUGGUAUGAAUAAUCACACAGCUUUCUGCCUCCUGUUUGGCUACAGCAGCCUGACCUGCAGGGCAGUGAUCGUCACCUGGCCCAUACAAACAGCUGUGGGCUCAUUAGGUGUUUUUCUUUCUUGCAGAGAACAUGAUUUGCCUGGAAAAAUGAAACAAAACUAUUUUUCAUUACAAAAUAUACUUGCAUCUUUCUUGGCCUAAGAACACAUGUGCUGUCAUUCCUUCCUCAUGUGUGAAAAGCAGGAGGCCGGGGUUCAGCCUUGAGAGCAGCCGCUGGACAUCACCCUUUGCUGGGGACACUGGGGGGGAUGAUGCAGUGCUGCCUUUCAGUCCAACAGACAGUAGAGCGUGGCCUGGUCCUCCUCUGCGAACAGCACUAACCAGCAGCUGCUCCCACUGCAUCUGUGUUAGACAAACAGGGACUGCAUGAGGGAAUCUAGACUUCACCACAGGGAUCUACCUCAUCCAAAGGGGUCACCAUCCCACUCUGGCUGUGCAGGGCAGCUGGAGGCUGCAGCCAGCCUACAAAAAAACCUGUUUCACCUCUCUGAAUGUUUCUGCGGUCAGGUGUCCUGCUUGCCCCAGUGUCUGGGCAUCCUCCUUCCUUCACUAGCAUUGUCUGGGUCUAUCUUAGAAUCAUAGAAUAGUUUGGGUUGGAAGAGACUUUAAAGAUCAUCCAGUUCCAACCCCCCCGCCAUGGGCAGGGACAUCCCACUAAAUCAGGCUGCCCAAGGGCCAUUCAACCUGGCCUUGAACACCUCCAGGGAUGGGGCAGCCACAGGCUCCCUGGGCAACCUGUGCCAGUGCCUCACCACUCUCAUAGUGAAGAAAUUCUUCCUAAUAUCUAGUCUAAAUCUGCCCCUCUCCAGUUUAUACCCGUUCCCCCUGGUCCUAUCCCCACAAGCCUUUAUGAACAGCCCCUCUCCAGCUUUCCUGCAGCCCCUUCAGGUACUGGAAGGUCACUAUAAGAUCUCCUAUGAGCCUUCUCUUCUCCAGGCUGAACAACCCCAACUCUCAGCCCGUCUUCAUUGGGAAGGUGCUCCAGCCCUCAGAUCAUCUUUGUAACCCUCUUCUGGAUCAGUUCCAACAGCUCCAUCUCCUUCUUACCUUGAUGAUUCCAGAACUAGACAGUAUUCCAGAUGAGGUCUCACAAGAGAGGAAUAAAGGGGCAGAAUCACUUCCCUCACCCUGCUGGCCACACUUAUUUUGAUGCAGCCCAGAAUACGGUUGGCCUUCUGGGCUGCAAGCCCACACCGCUGGCUCAUGUCGAGCUUCUCACCGACCAGCACCCCCACGUCCUUCUCUCAGGGCUGCUCUCAAGCACGUCAUCUCCCACCGUGUACUGAAAACGGGGAUUGCCCCGACCCAGAUGCAGGACCUUACACUUGGCCUUGUUGAACCUAAUGAGGUUCUUAGAGGCCCACUUCUCCAGUCUGUAUCUAGAGAUGUUUUGUGCUUCCUCCUUCUGUAGGAGUUGUACUUUGAGGUUUUCUGCCCUGUAUAAAUGUAAUGACAAAGGCACAAAGGAAGGUUCUCAGUUCAAGAGCAGCUUCAAAACAGAUCCAAAACUGGCAUGAAAAGUCAGAGCUGCUCUAUCUGAAUGAAGGUGGCAACUUCCAGGUGAGCUCAGGAGGCAUCAUCUCACUUGCUUUACGUAGCACACAGGCAUCACAGACAUUAGAGCUAUGGCAGGAACACCAGGCCUCUGCCUGUAAAGGAAAGUUUGCAAACAUGCAGCUUUCACUGCUCCACCUGCUGCAGCUGGGAAUAGUGAAUACAUUCCAAGCAUUUGCUUUCUUCAUCCAGCUCACAGCAGAGAUGAGAUUGCACAGAGCACAGGACCAGCCAUGCUCCUACCCUUUACAAUGGCAUGGCAGUGGACUUGUUUUGUCAGAGUUUAAACGUGUUAACAGUAAAUAAAUAUCCAAAGGUAAAUACCUGAUUUACACACCUCACAAAGAAAGCAGUCCCAUCAGUGCUGCUGGGAUUUUUCUUCUUAGUUGGUGUCUUCCAGCAAGUCCUCUGAUGAGUCAGGUAGGAAAAUAAAUAUCCUGUUAAUCACAAAAGUUGAUAUGUUAAGUCCAAGAUAGGCAAGAGGAUCUCCAAAACCAGCUACUCAACAGCUGUAGUCCGAGGGAAACAGCAAAGAGGUGGGAAACAGAUCUUCUGAUAAAUGGGUGAUGCUUGCUA